Messenger RNA from Ziziphus jujuba (common jujube), 2119 nucleotides. RefSeq names its product G2/mitotic-specific cyclin-2. The coding region runs from base 413 to 1783 and encodes 456 amino acids. NCBI's taxonomy places the organism in Eukaryota, Viridiplantae, Streptophyta, Magnoliopsida, Rosales, Rhamnaceae. The record is from RefSeq and is a predicted model, not a curated record. Gene Ontology annotation, cellular component: centrosome; nucleus; cytoplasm. Gene Ontology annotation, biological process: regulation of cyclin-dependent protein serine/threonine kinase activity; mitotic cell cycle phase transition. Gene Ontology annotation, molecular function: cyclin-dependent protein serine/threonine kinase regulator activity. The transcript is spliced from 12 exons.
CGACUUUUCGAUCUGCAAAGAUCAACGGUCCCAAUUUACUAGCCGUUGGUUUUAAAAUUGCGGACGACCAUGUGCGGACAUAUAUCCGCCGAUUCCUCUCAAUUUCGCUCAUACAAUUCGUUCGUGUUUUUUUGUUUUCUUUUUUUUUUUCUUUCUUUCUUUCUUUCUUUCUUAUUAACCCGGAACCCAAAGAAACAGACGAGGCCACAGAGAGUGACAGUGAAAGCGUGACGCUCUGAGAGAGAGAAGAGAUCGCUCCAGGUUUUGAUGGAGUAUUUCUGAUUGGUCUCUCUCUCUUAUCCAAGUUGAAGAUCGCAGCCACGGCUCCCAAAAUCAUUCCAAUCGGGAAUCCUACCCAGGUUAAAUCGUAACUGAACUGGCGAAGGGAAUUCGUGUUAUUACCGUCUGUGAAAUGGCUAGAUCGGACGAGAACAAUCCGGGCGUGAUUGGACCAGCGAAUAUUCAAGUGGGACUGCCUGGUGGAGGUGGGAAAUUGGCGUUGGAGAUGGGACACAACCGGAGAGUGUUGGGCGACAUCAAUCUGAAUGUAAUCGGACCUCCUCAUGGCCAUUGUGCAGUCAACAAGAGAAGAGUUUCAGACAACCAAACGGAUAGCCUUAAUAAGGUUCUUCGCCUUUCAACGAAUGCUGUCUGCGAUAAAAAUCCACCCAUUCCAGUGAAUCGACGAAUUACUAGGAAGCUUGCUGCUCAGAUGGCUAACAACAAGCAGCAACUUAUACCCAAGCAGGAAACUGAGAAACCUGUCCAUCUGAUCCCUAACCCAAGUGAAUCUGAAGACUGUACCAUCAUAGACGCUGAAGACGAUGAGGAAAGUGGUGACGUGCCAAUGUUUGUGCAACACACUGAAUCAAUGAUGGAAGAGAUUGAUCAAAUGCAGAAGGAAGUUGAAAUGGAAGAUCUAACUGAGGAGCCCGUUCUGGACAUAGACAGCCCUGAUAAGAAGAAUCAGCUCGCAGUUGUGGAGUAUAUUGACGAUCUACAUACCUACUACAAGAAAGUAGAGAGUUCUGGCUGUGUACCACCAAACUACAUGGCAAUAAUACAAUCAGAUAUUAAUGACAAAAUGAGAGGUAUUCUGAUUGACUGGUUGAUUGAGGUUCACUACAAGUUUGAACUAAUGGAUGAGACAUUGUACCUUAGUGUCAACUUGAUCGAUAGAUUCUUAGCAAAACAACCUGUGGUAAGGAAGAAACUUCAACUUGUUGGGGUGACAGCAAUGCUUCUAUCAAGCAAGUACGAAGAAGUUUCGGUUCCUGUAGUGGAGGACCUCAUUUUGAUUUCUGACAAGGCUUAUAGCAGAAAAGAUGUGCUUGAUAUGGAGAAGUUGAUGAUCAAUACUCUACAGUUUAAUCUAUCAGUUCCAACGGCAUAUGUGUUUAUGAGAAGGUUUCUUAAAGCUGCUGAAUCUGACAAGAAGCUUGAGCUUCUGUCGUUCUUCAUGAUUGAGCUGUGCCUGGUUGAAUAUCAAAUGCUCAAGUUUCCACCUUCCUUAUUAGCUGCGGCCGCAAUUUACACAGCUCAAUGUACUAUCAGUGGGUUUAAGCAGUGGAGCAAGACAAGUGAAUGGCACAGCGGGUAUUCUCAGGAGCAGCUCUUAGAAUGUUCAAGGCUGAUGGUUGCUUUCCAUCAGAAAGCAGGGACAGGGAAGCUUACAGGUGUUCAUAGAAAGUACAGUACAUCAAAAUAUGGCUAUGCUGCAAAAAUACAACCUCGCAAUCUUCUCUUGGAGGCCAGGGGCGGCUGGGGAUCUGACUUUUUCUAACUAGGCUAAUUGUUGAGGAAUUGGGUUUGGGGGGUGUGUAAUUAAGCAACAUAAGUUGCCCCUGGGGAGCAAAAUAUGUACCGAAUUUGAUUUUUUAUUGCGGUUUUGAAAACAUUGUAAGGCUUUCUUUUCUUUUUUUUUUAAUCAUUUUCCUUGUCUGUAGAGGAAAAUAAUUAUGGGUUCUUUCUAGAAACCACUUUUAGGAAAUCCAUAUUGAAUUCAUCUGAAUUUAUGUUUAAACGAGGUGGAGUUUUUCUCUUCUUUUAAGCCCACAACACUUUCCCUUCAUACUUUAAAUAAAGGGCUUUGGAAUCUCAAAUGGUCUUUCCUCUUAUA